AUGAGUCCUUCAAGCCCAGUCGGUGGUAAGCCGCCUUCUUACGAGCCAGUUCCCUCUGUCGACAUCGACGAGAAAGCUGCCAUCCAGACACCAAAAGAUCUCGAGGACGGCCAACCACAACCUCGACGCAAAACCAUGACUUUCUGCCGAAGAGCCAUGUUGGUCUUGGGCCUCACAUGGCUGGUGCUGACCGGUGUGGCCAUGGCCGGCCCUCACCCGCGGUGGAAGAUGCCGUGCCAUCAGGCCGAAGGCCAGCAAGAGGUCGCCGAUGCCUCAAGGGAUUCAUCAUUCUCAACUCUACUGAACGCGGCAUCGCCCAAGUCUCUUCACGACCUUCUCCACCGGUACUUCCCCGAGAAGUUCCAAGACGGUGUCUGGCCAUCGGAACGCGAUGCCGUUGCGGCCGUUCACCAAGCCAAUGCGGCUCUGGCAACGUCCAUUGUCCAACUGGCCAAGCGGGACGCGAACUCGACCUCGAUCGAAACCUCCACUAGCGUGCCUGAACCCGAGCCCACAGCUUCAACGUCCUCUAGUUCUGUGCCCCCAGUUGAGACCACCAUCACCACCACCACCACUACCGCCCCAACCAGCACCUCGGUCAUCACUCCCAGCAGCAAGCCGUCUCCCACGCCCACUCCCGAGCCUACUCCUACUACACAACCUGGUACGUCCCUCACGAGUCCCACAGGGAACACUCUUCCCCCGGAUGACCCUUCUUCUUCUGUGCCGCGGACGACUGUUGGUGCGUCUUCCACCUCUAUGGCUUCGUCGUCCUCUUCGUCGUUGUCGUCGUCCUCUUCAUCGCAGGUGUUGUCUUCUGCGGUUGAUGGAGAAACGACUUUGACGACCUCUACCAUCCUGCCUGAUGAGGAGACGUCUACUUCUACGCCUCCUCCCAACACGAGCAACACGAGACGUACCUCUAGCUCUAUCGUCACCACUUUCACUCAGACCUCCAAUGGCAAUGUCAUCACUGUCACAUCGACGACUUUUGUCUAUGACAUCCCGGUAGAGACGACGCCAGCGGGUGCUGAGGAGCCGACUGUUACCCCUAGCCUCCAGAACGGGGCUCUCGGGAUGCAGAAGCAACAAAAGGGGUCGUUGUUGGCGGGUGUUAUUGCUGCGAUGGGCAUGUUUCUGAUUUAG
Molecule: messenger RNA, 1146 nt
Organism: Podospora bellae-mahoneyi
Lineage: Eukaryota; Fungi; Ascomycota; Sordariomycetes; Sordariales; Podosporaceae
Exons: 2
Coding region: 1-1146 (381 amino acids)
Source: RefSeq, a predicted model, not a curated record